AUGUCGGUCAGCUCAGCCUCCGCAACGAUGUUCCGACGGGCGAUGAUCAGCACCAGACGGGCGAUGCAGCCCGUCAACUGCCUCGAGUCCCGAACAGUGCAAACCGCCGUCUUCGGAUCCUACAGAAGCAUUCACCGUUCGGCUCGUCUGCCUGCCAUCACAGCCUCAGAGACUCGCCGCCGGCCGACUCUGCGACCUAACCACAUGUCCGCCGUGGCCCCCGUCAACGGGUCCUCGCCCACCAGCAAGCGCUCCAUCUUCAUCCAGACCGAGAACACCCCCAACCCAGAUGCACUGAAGUUCAUCCCCAACCACCGCGUCCUGCCGGAAGACUUCCCCACGACGUUCCUGGAAUACCUCUCGCCGCGCUCCACGCUCGCGCCGCCCCACCCGUCGCCGCUGGCGGCCAACCUCCUCAACGUGGAGGGCGUAACAUCGGUGUUCUACGGGCCCGACUUCAUCACCGUGACCAAGGCGAGCGACGCGAACUGGGCGCACAUCAAGCCGGAGGUGUUCAGCCUAAUCACGCAGGCGGUCACGUCGGGCGAGGCGCUCGUCAACACGGUCGCCAAGACCGGCGAGCAUGCGCAGGAGGGCGGCGAGGAGGAGUCGCUCGGCUACAACGAGGAAGACGAUGAGGUGGUCAGUAUGAUCAAGGAGCUGCUCGAUACGCGCAUCCGCCCGGCGAUCCAGGAGGACGGUGGCGAUAUCGAGUUCCGCGGGUUUGAGAACGGCAUCGUCAUGCUCAAGUUGCGCGGUGCGUGCCGGACUUGCGAUUCGAGCACUGUUACCCUGCGCAAUGGUAUUGAGUCCAUGCUGAUGCACUAUAUCGAAGAAGUUCAGGGUGUCGAACAGGUGAUGGAUGCGGAAGAGGAGAUCUCGAUGCACGAGUUUGCUAAGUUUGAGGAAAAGCUUCGCCAGCAGAAGGGAGCUCAGGCGACUGCUAGUGCGGGUCCGUUGGACAACCCUUGA
Molecule: messenger RNA, 972 nt
Organism: Aspergillus terreus NIH2624
Lineage: Eukaryota; Fungi; Ascomycota; Eurotiomycetes; Eurotiales; Aspergillaceae
Product: NifU family protein
Exons: 3
Coding region: 1-972 (323 amino acids)
Biological process (GO): iron-sulfur cluster assembly
Cellular component (GO): mitochondrion
Molecular function (GO): iron ion binding; iron-sulfur cluster binding
Source: RefSeq, a predicted model, not a curated record